Messenger RNA from Pundamilia nyererei, 2037 nucleotides. Its product is annotated as homeodomain-interacting protein kinase 3-like. The transcript has a single exon. Bases 72 to 1640 code for a protein of 522 amino acids. The record is from RefSeq and is a predicted model, not a curated record. Lineage: Eukaryota; Metazoa; Chordata; Actinopteri; Cichliformes; Cichlidae. Gene Ontology annotation, molecular function: protein tyrosine kinase activity; protein serine/threonine kinase activity; ATP binding. Gene Ontology annotation, biological process: peptidyl-threonine phosphorylation; peptidyl-serine phosphorylation. Gene Ontology annotation, cellular component: cytoplasm; nucleus.
UCUCCUCCAACUACCAAAUUAUAAGUGUUGUCGGAGAAGGGACAUAUGGCAGAGUUGCCAAAUGUGUCCAAAUGGCUAACAAAAAGAUUGUAGCCAUUAAAAUGAUAAAGGAUCAGGACCAAAAAGACCCGUUUAAAAACCAAGAGCUGGCUGCCCUGCAAAAACUUAAAGCCUGUAACUCCAGCAAGUACAAUAUAGUCGAAUGGUACCAGGCUUUUACAGUCCGUGGACAUCUGUGCCUUGAAUUUGAAUUCCUCGAAAAAAGUCUUUUUGACUUAUUGCAAGAAAGAUAUUGCAAUCCGCUCAGUUUAAAGGCUAUUCGCCCCAUCGUCAUACAGAUAGCUUUAGCUCUUAGCCACCUCAAGUCGAUUGGAACAAUCCAUGCAGACUUGAAAUUAGAGAACGUAAUGCUGGUGAAUAAUCCCCAAGAGCCAUACCGAGUUAAACUAAUUGACUUCGGUCUGGCCUGUGAGACCUCAGCUGCCAAGGUGGGCUCAUACAUCCAGACACGUCCGUACCGGUCUCCGGAGAUUAUUCUGGGGCUUCCAUUUACAGAAGCCAUAGACAUAUGGUCUCUGGGCUGCAUGGCAGUGUCUCUAUACACUGGUUACUUGCUGUACCCGGGAUACAGUGAACAUGCCAUACUAAAAUACAUAACGGAGACUCAAGGAGAACUCCCAGAGCAAAUGUUAAACUGUGGGCAAAAGACUGCAAAGUAUUUCUGCAGGGAGUUCAAUUCCGACAACAUCUACCACUGGAAACUCAAGACAACUGAACAAUAUUUCCAGGAGUUUGGGAUUGAGUUUGUUGACAAAAGAGUACAAAAAUUGAAGUCUCUGGAUGAACUCUUAUAUACCGAGAUCAUUGAAGAUGAGGAUUAUGCAGAUGCAACUGCAAAAAGGUGUGAUAUCCUGAUGUUUGUAGACAUGGUAAAGCACUUGCUUCACCUCGAUCCCCGAAAACGAAUAACACCCAAUCAGGUCCUUGAGCAUGCCUUUUCAAAACUGAGCCACCUUGCAUGGAUACGCCAGAGUAGCUCCUAUGUUGAGUCCUGCUAUGAGCACAUAAACUACUUAAGGACAAAGAAGAAAGAGACGCCAGGACAGAGUCUACAUACCAGCAGGACAGAGUCUGCACACAAGCCCACCUCUGACACCAGACAAUCUGCUCAGAGGAACUUCCCUCCCUCUGCAGCAGAGAGAAAAACACGAGUGAUCCCCCACAGCCAAAACGGUUCUCCCCAUUCAACUCAGAGGAGCAGCCACAAUUUAGUCAGGUCCAGUCAGAGUGAAAAUUCUGAGACAAUUCCAAAGAAAGCACAGUGUAAAAGAAAGCACCUGCAGGAAAAUGAAAAGGAUACGAGUGACCCAGAUCUUAAAAGAAAAAAGACUAAUUGGAAAGAUGUGCGCAGAGAAACACUGUACCAACAUGAAAGGUCAGAUCAUGACCAGCAGAAGCGCCACGAUUCUAUGGCUCCAUCCUGCGCAACCACUAGCUACAGGACACAAAAUUCCAUCUUGCCAAUUAAGAGGAAGCCAGAUGAAAGCAUCUUUGCGACAUCAAAUAAGAGGGCCAGAACCAACUGCGAAAACGGCAAGCGCCACACCUUUAACCACAGCUGGGCCGAGGACCACCGCUAGAGAAUCAUUUUUUGAAAUAAAAAUGAAGACAUCAGCCAUUUCCAGGCUGAAGGCGAAUAAGGCACCGGGCACAGACGGUUAUCCGUCCGAAUGGUAUAAAGCAUUUAGGACGCAACUAACACCAGUGCUGCUUAAUUGCUUUAAUCAUACACUAAGAACAGGAGUAGCCCCACAAUCUUGGAGAGAAGCAGUUAUCCCAAUUAUCCCAAAAGACGGCAAAGAUAAAAAAGAAUGCAGCUCGUAUAGGCCAAUCUCUAUCCUUAACGUGGACUAUAAAUUACGGUAUUUGCUUCAAUAUUAGCUAAGAGACUGGAAUCAAUUAUCCCGGAGCUGAUAGACCUAGAUCAGACAGGCUUUGUCUCAAAUAGACAGACCUCUCUGCAUUGAAUCAUAUCUG